AUGGUCAGUCGUCGUCCGUCCGUCCCCCAUGUGAAGACGUCUCAAAAAGAAGAAAGGGAAGGAAAAAAAAACCAGAACGGCCAGGGGCCAGCAAAGCAGACGCACACUUGUCCGUCGGUCAAAGUUGCGGCACUGUAUAGUGGUACCUCGGGAGAAACAACAUCUGUGCUGAGGGAUUUUCCGUGCGGUGGUGCCCAAGCAAUCGAGGUAAACGCCGACUCCAUCCUCCGGCAUGGCGAGGCUCCCAUGCACAACGCGCCUCCAUCAUCUCUUGUCAAUGAUCCAUCGGCAGCGCCAUUUCAAGCCGACCAUCGGGGCUUGCUAUAA
Messenger RNA from Gaeumannomyces tritici R3-111a-1, 327 nucleotides. RefSeq lists its product as hypothetical. The record is from RefSeq and is a predicted model, not a curated record. Lineage: Eukaryota; Fungi; Ascomycota; Sordariomycetes; Magnaporthales; Magnaporthaceae. Bases 1 to 327 code for a protein of 108 amino acids. The transcript has a single exon.